This is a messenger RNA of Hermetia illucens (black soldier fly), 1506 nucleotides long. RefSeq names its product peflin (gene Pef). Gene Ontology annotation, biological process: COPII vesicle coat assembly. The transcript is spliced from 4 exons. Gene Ontology annotation, molecular function: calcium ion binding. The record is from RefSeq and is a predicted model, not a curated record. Lineage: Eukaryota; Metazoa; Arthropoda; Insecta; Diptera; Stratiomyidae. The coding region runs from base 125 to 784 and encodes 219 amino acids.
UUCCGAACAGUCCCUAUUCUUUGACACUAAUGAUUACGUUGGUCAGUCGAUUCAAUGUCAAAACAGAUUGGUCAUAGCGCAAUUUGUCACUAAUUAAACCAGAAUCCAGAUUAAUAGACAAGUGAUGGCUUAUCAGGGAGGUCCGUAUUCUGGCAAUCCGUACAAUCCCAACCAGCCUGGAGGCUACGGUGGAUAUCCAGGAGCUCCAGGAGGCUACGCCCCACCAAGCGGAUAUGCACCACCGCCAGGAGCAUAUGCACCUCAAAACUCUUCAGUUUCAUCGGACGUGCAGAAAUGGUUUGAUAUGGUUGAUCGCGACCGCUCUGGGAAGAUUACUGCGGCCGAACUAAAACUAGCUUUAGUCAAUGGCAAAGGGGAGAACUUCUCCGACAAUGCGUGCAAAUUAAUGAUAAGCAUGUUCGACCACGACGCCAGCGGAACGAUCGACAUAACCGAAUUCGAAAAAUUGUAUGGUUACAUCAAUCAGUGGCUGGCUGUGUUUAAAACCUACGAUCGUGACCAGUCUGGGCACAUCGAAGAACAAGAGUUGAGUCAAGCUUUCACUCAAAUGGGAUUCCGUUUCUCCCCGCAGUUCGUGGAGUUUCUAGUGAAGAAAUGCGAUCCAGGCAACAAAAAGCAAAUCUCAGUGGAUCAGUUCAUUGUUUUGUGCGUGCAAAUCCAACGCUUCACCGAGGCGUUCCGGGCUCGCGAUACGGAGCAGCGUGGUGUGAUCACGAUCAACUUUGAGGACUUCCUGAGCGUGGCGAUUGGGUGCUCCAUCUAAGAUGCGUGUUGUCCUGGUGCUUACUAAAGAAAGGGCUGAUUUUUUCAGAUAUUUUAAUGUGUAUUACUUGCUACAAUUGUCACGUUAAACUUAAGUUCAAUUCACGAGGCCUCGAUUUCCGUGCUAGAAUCUCAGUUUGGUUUCAAAGCAAUUUCAAAAUUCAACUUAUUCAUUCCAGCGUUAGAUUAGGCUGAUAGACGCACGGAGAGCAGGAGAUUGCAUUUUGACAAUACAUUGCAGCUUUUGCGUUCAAUAAACUUUUUUUUAGAAAAUCCAAUUAAAAUAAUUUUGAAACUCGAAACCCGAAGUGCCGGAAAGUGGACAUUUUCACUUCUCUAGAAGCAGACGUGCUUAGUCGACCCCAAUUUUAUCCCUAGUUUAGAGCUUUUAGUCAGUUCAAAUAAGUCGGUGUGGGAAGUAACUAAUCCUUUAUGCAUAUUCUUCAGAUAGUUUAAAAUAUUUAACCAAAAGAAUGAUAUUACCAUGUUAUAAUCCUUAGAUUGCGGCAAUUUGUUUAUUCGAUGUCCGUCCUCCUUCCUGCUUCUUCAAAGUGAGGUAACCCUCCUAUUUACAAAUUCAUUCGGUGCGAAAUUUCCCGCUAAAAUAACCAAUGCUUACAUAAUAAUCAGUUGUUGACCUUCGAAUUUAUUAUUAGAAUCACAAACAAGAUUUAUUUUUUAUACAAAACGUACGCUAAUAAAGUGGCUAACUUUCCAAGGGAA